AUGGAUACUGUGAAGGAGGCGCUCACCAUUCCGCGUCUUACUUUGCUGGCGUCGGCAGACUGCCUCAUUCAGACUGGACGGGCUCAUCUGGCAGAUCUCGUGAAAAACUGCACAGCCAAGUAUGAGUACUCGAUCCAGUACGUCGAGCGCAAUCCUGCCGCAGAUCUAUUCUUCAGUCCAACGCCUGCGAAGCCAGUCCCCGAGGCAGAGGCCCAUGUGCAUUUUCAGGUGAAGGGCUGGUUUCUCAAGAACUUGCACGCCAGUCAAGUGACUGGACGAGAACUCGAUGAAGUGCACUCCGCAGUGGGGAAAUCGUCCCUCAUUGCAGAUAAGCCCGACAACGGACCGCCAAUCGUAUUCUGGUUCGAAAACCAAAACUUAAAACACACUCCUGAGCGCACCCUCGCCGCUGGAAAGUUCGAAGGUUGGAUCGACCGGAUUGUGCAAGACAAGCUUCAGCUGCGGCGUCAACACAGGAUGAGGACCGCCUUCGAAAUCAGCCGGAUGAACGUUUCGGGGACUCCCAUCCAGAAGCUACUUCAGGAGCAGAAGGAUGCAUGCAUUCGUGCGGAGCAACAGGCAGAGCAUGAGGCGCAAGCGAAUGCGAGGCGAGAGGCCCUAGCGGCGGCGUCGACUGAGGCAGCAAGGAGGCGGGAGCGAGAAGCGAGAUCCAGUGGAACAGACGUUUUCACCCCGCGCAUGCUCUUUGAGGUUCCCCAAGAGGAACUGCCUCUGGAGCAAGUUCUGCAAAAGGUCUUCGAUGCUGCAGAUGAAGACAAAGAAGGCAAACUGCCUCACAAGGAGGUGGCCGACCUGCUACUCGCCUCCCCCUUGGGGCUCCAGCGCUGGGACUUGUUGCUCCUCCUCGCGUCCGCUGCUCACGAGGAUCGCCAAGGCUUCAUUCACUACCGGGAAUUUGUCGAGCAAGCACCGGGGGUGAUCCGGACUCUCCGGGAGAGGCGAAAGGCCGCAGUCGGGACAAAUCUGUGCCAUGUGACCGACGAGGCAGUCCAGCUGUGCUACAAAGAUGAAUUGGAGGAUGCGUGGAGAAUCAUGCGCGACAUUUUUGAAGCUGCCGAUCCGUCGGCCGCCGCAACAGGCAAGCUUCCUCGCGGUGUGUUUCUCGAGUGCUUGCGAAGCCGGCCUGAGAGAUUUUCCUCGAUGGAGGUCACACUGUUGAUGCAGAUGGCACCUACAGACGACAACGGCCGCGUUUCUUUCUAUUCCUUCGCAUCCAUGCUAAGGAUCCUGAGACGCGAGAGCAUCAACCACGCCGUGCUGGAGACUGACAGAAACGCCUUGAGAGAAGAAAUCCUCCUUGCGCUCCAAAAGAUGGGAUGCAGCGACGAGUCUGUUCUGCCUCUGUGGGUUUUCCGGGACGUCCUCGCCGGCACGCAGCUGUGUCUAUCGCGAAUGCAGAUCCAUGCGCUGUUAUGCAUGCUCGUUUUCGACCGCUUCGGAGUCGUCCACUGCGCCCAAUUCCUCGAGGUCGUGUGCGCCGUCGUGCCGCAGCUGUACGACUGCCACGUGUUCAUGGACCGCGCUGAACGCAUCGCCAAAGAAGCGGCGGACGCCGCUGCCCGUGCGGAGAUCGAAGAGCUUCAGGGCCUCACUGGCGGAAAGUCCAGGCGGAAGCAAAGCACGAAGGAGACCGACGCGCACAAAGGCGACGGAUUCGAAGACAGCGAACAGGGAGACGCGCCGGAUAAGGAGACUGUGGAGAAAACUCUCAUUCACUUGUUCACGGUCAUAGACGACAAGCGCAGAGGGGUCAUUCCAGUUCAAACUUUCAUCUCAGCCAUGCGCUACUGGGCGACCGGAGCCGGCUCUAGUCAACAGGCGGCAUCGCGAUAUUCCCCUGCUCAACUUCUCCAGCCUUCUGGAGCGCCGAGCGGCAGGCCGGGGUCGCCCUCUGGGGCGGGCGGGACCGGCGCGGGUCUCCCGGGGCCUUCUCUGAGUCUCGCGCGCCCCGCCUCGGCCGCAGGACUGGAGCCCAAAGGUUUCGGGCCCGGCGGGCCUCAGGGGCCCUCGGGGCUCCAGAGCGGGCCUGCGGGGUCUGCCGCGGCGGCGGCGGAGCGCCGAUACGCCGACGUCGUGGCGAGCUGUCGGCUCUCAGUGGAAGAGAUCACUGGUCUACUGGCGGAAGUCGACGUCGACGACCAGCGCCAGGAAGUGGCUUACCAGGAGCACAUCAAAACCUGGAUUCCGAUAGUCUUUGAAAUGCGGAAAUCUCCCGUUUUCCACCAACUCAUUCACUCACAUGUCGAUGCGAUUGUCUGGCAAGACAGCGACGCGGUGCCGCCCGGGCUGGAAUCCGACGCGGGAGAGUCUGAAGCAGCGCCUUUCAACGACAAACACCUUGCAAGAAGUGAAGCGUGA
Neospora caninum is the source of this 2379-nucleotide messenger RNA. RefSeq lists its product as hypothetical. Gene Ontology annotation, molecular function: calcium ion binding. The record is from RefSeq and is a predicted model, not a curated record. The transcript has 21 exons. Bases 1 to 2379 code for a protein of 792 amino acids. NCBI's taxonomy places the organism in Eukaryota, Apicomplexa, Conoidasida, Eucoccidiorida, Sarcocystidae.